AUGUUUAUUGUUUUAGAUACAUUUUAUGAAAUCAAAUCAAGAUUUAAGUUUUAUUAAAUUGAAUAUUAAANAUUAGAUUCUACAAGUUUCGAAAUGAUUAGAUAGAAAGACUAAAUUAGUGGUUGUCCUGAAUAAGUUGAAUAUUCUAAGAUUUCAAAAUAUUUAGUUUUCAAAUAAACUAAUAUCAUAGAGAUCUAUACUUUUGAAAAUAAUGAAAAAGAUUUCUUAACAUUUGAUACUUUUUAAAUAAAUGAUGAUAUUAUAUUCGAUAAUAUUGCAUUAUCACAAAAAGGUGAUUUACUUUUAACAGGUGAGCAUAAUUCUAAAGAUUUCACAAAUUCAAUCACAUUAUGGAAUAUAGGAUAGCGUAAAUAAAUAUGCACUAAUAAUAAAAUAAACAAUAAAGUAACGAUUCUUAAGUUUUGUCCAGAUGGAGUUACUUUUGCCGCUGGUCUUGAAGAUGGAUCUAUUAAUUUAUAUUCAAUCGAAAUAUCAAAAACAAAUUUCUUUAAAUAAUAAUCGAAAUUGAAUAAGAAUUUUUAGAAAUUUUAAAUUAUUUGCAUUAAAUCAUUCUCUAAAUAAUCACUAUUAACUGCUUAAUAAUCCAUAUUAACUGCUGAUUCAAAUAUAAUAUCUGAAAAUAAGUCUAUUGUUGAAUUGUUUUAUUAAAAAGGAGGAUUAAAACCAAAAACUGAUAAAAUAGAAGUAUCAAAAAUUUGA
Messenger RNA from Paramecium pentaurelia, 720 nucleotides. The record is from the annotation of a GenBank genome assembly. NCBI's taxonomy places the organism in Eukaryota, Ciliophora, Oligohymenophorea, Peniculida, Parameciidae.